AUGACAGCGAGAAGUGAAAUUGAACACAGAAAUUUGUACUACAAGCGUCGAGCCUCGUGUUCUGGGCUAUACGGUGCAAAAUAUUCGAGAGAUGAGGAGAGUGGAAAGGUAAACACUGGGGAUUUUUCUCGGUUUUUGACCGAAAAUCCGCGUUUUUUGACACCCCACACGUCUAGGGUUACUGUAGAGCGAUUUUUGGCGCGAAAUUCAAAUUUUUCCACAAAAUUCGGCGCCGAAAGACACCCCACAAGCCUGGGUUUUGAAAAAAUUUGAAUUUCCCGGGCAAAUUUUCAGCGGGAAAUUCAAAUUUUCUCAAAACCCAGGCUUGUGGGGUGUCUUUCGAAGCGAAAUUUUAUGAAAUUUGAAUUUUUGAAUUUUGGCGGGAAAAAAAUCAAUAAUUUUCAGGAACGCGCCGCCAGUUCAGCAACUUUGGACGAAUCUUCCUCUACAUCCACAGCAACACCUCAAAAAACACCGUACGGAAAUCGAAGGGUGAAAUCCACAAGUGUUUGUGUGGGAACACUACAAUUGGUGAGUUGAACUGUGUACUACGACACUCCGCUUUUACGUUGCGAAAAUUGGAAAUUUGAGCGGGAAAUUUGAAUUUUUCAUGAAAAACUGGUCUGGGAAGGUGUUUUUGUGGAAAAAAAACAACGACACUCCGGGUUUACAGAAAGAAAUUUAAGCGGGAAAUUUGGAAAAUUCAAAAUAAUUAAAUUUCAAACGAUACUCCGCAUUUCCACCAUCAAAUUUGAGCGGGAAAUUCGAAAAAUUCAAAAAAAUUAAAUUUUAAACGACACUCCGCAUUUACACCUUGAAAUUUAAGCGGGAAAUUUGGAAAAUUCAAAAAAAUCAACAAUUUCGAGUUUCAAACGACACUCCACGUUUACACCUUGAAAUUUGAGCGGGAAACUUUGAAAAUUCAAAAAAAAAAUGAAUUUUAAACGAUACUCCGCAUUUACACCAGGAUUUUUCCGGCGGGAAACUCAAAAAUUAAACAAAAAUAUCUGUUUCCAACGACACUCCGCAUUUACACCCCCAAUUUUCCGGCGGGAAAACUUCAAAAUUCAAAUUUCAGGAAGGCGAACGGCGAUUUCCCCGAGCUCCACCUCGAACUUUGAACGACUUCCAAUUUUUGAACCCCGAAAUUUUGACAAUGCAAAAUUAUGAGGUUCAAAUUAUCAGGUAGGCUGAAAAUUUCAGAAGUUUUUGGCUGAAAAUCUGGAUUUUUGACCUAAAAAAGCCUAAAAUCCACUAUUUUCAGUCAAAUUUCACAAAUUUUCAGCCAAAAAUCACUAUUUCAGACCGCCGGCCUUGUCGACUUCCGAAAUUUUCAACGAACCUCCGCCACUCUAUGUAUAUAGAGCAGUUCCAGCGCUGGAAAGUGAGUGAAAACUACGACACUCCGCCUUUACACCUCUCGAUUUUCUUGCAGGAAAACGUCGAUCUUAUUAUUCCACCAAUUCUGGCGAAAAUUCAAAAAUUUCAAAGAUUCGCGCCAAAUUCCAUCAACACAAGCAUACUGUAGUCGCGUGGCUUUUCGGAUUUUUGGCAAUUUCUCUAUGUGUAGCUGUUGUUGUGUGUCAGACGUGGAAAAUUUGA
This is a messenger RNA of Caenorhabditis angaria, 1602 nucleotides long. The record is from the annotation of a GenBank genome assembly. NCBI's taxonomy places the organism in Eukaryota, Metazoa, Nematoda, Chromadorea, Rhabditida, Rhabditidae.